CAGAGGUCCCUCGCCCACCUGAUCGACCCCGCGGUGAUGCUCGGCUUCGACUUCCACCACGCGGCGCCUGGCUACGUCAUGCUCACGAAGUGGCUCCCGAAGCACGCCCUCCUCGCUGCCCGCGCACGCGCACCACCAGGUGGGCGUCGGCGGCCUCGUCCUCGACGGCGGCGGCCGCGUCCUCUGCGUCCGGGAGAGGGCGGGCCCGAGCGCGGGCCUGGAGGCUCGGCGGAUGCGAAGUAAACACAAAUCCCCAAAUCCCCACAAACCUGGCACCGUACGUGCAGUGCCAGGGGCGGCGGCCGGUCUUCCCAUCUUACCAUCAUAGGAGGAUGCGAAGUCCCUGAAGACGGGACGGGGUGGGCACGAGCGGGCAUCAUAGCCGGCUCAAAAUCAAAAGAGGCAUCAUAGCCUCAUCAGUCUAGAUUGAUCCACUCACGGAUCCACUGCAAUUUAUUUCCAUUGAAGUCAUUACAUGCGUAGCAUGCUCACCCCCUCGAGUCAUGAAAAAAUCACGACGGGCGGUUUUCUGUAUGUUUUUUGUUGGCCUCCGGGGGGGCCCCUUCCGGGCCUCGGGAGGGUCACGAAACGACGCAGGGUGAAACGCCGGUCAGGGGGAAGGGGUCGGGACCUCUGGGGGUCGACGUCACGGCAAAAUCAUGAAGUCGGGGGUCUGGGUACGGAGUGCCUGGUCUCCAUCUAGGCUUGCUCUUUCUGGACUUCGCCUAUCCCGGUAUAGGUGGCGAAGCCCAUACGGAGUAGAUGUAGGCCCAUGCGGAGUGCUCGGUCUCCGUCAGGGCUUCCUCCGUCUGGACGGGGGCUCUCCGGAGACUUGGCACCGCUCGGACGUGUUCACCUGUUCUCGGCGAGGACCAUCGGGGAGCAUCUGGGAUCAUCUGGUGAACGCAUGCAGGCACGAAGUCGAAAGAUGCACGAGGAAUUGACGUCCGAGCGGUGGCAAGGAGAGGACUUCUGGAAGCUCCCGGGCGGCUUGGUGGACGCCGGCGAGGACCUGGGCGACGCGGCGGUGCGGGAGGUGCUGGAGGAGACGGGCGUGCGGACCGCGUUCGAAUGCGUCGCCACGGUGCGGGAGUCGCACUCUGGGCGUUUCGGCUGCACGGACCUCUACGCGAUCUGCGUCCUCCGGCUGGACGGCUCGUACGGCGGGGAGGCGCCAGAGCCUGCGCCGCAGGAGAGCGAGAUCGCGGCCGCGGAGUGGCGGGACCUCGGGGCUUUCCUGGAGUCCAGGUACUACCAGAAGGGGCUCUACGGCUCCCUGCUCAAGACUGCGGCCGACGUGGCACUCCGGCGUCGCCGUGGGGAGGAGGACCUUGGCGUGAAGCGUACUCGCAUGAGGGCCGGUAGGAAGGAGGAGUCCGUGUACUAUGUUGGCGGCGAGCUAUUGACCAAAGCACGGCUGUAGCGCUGCGGGAGGAGCGCAGCAUUAUAGCAUUC
Messenger RNA from Prorocentrum cordatum, 1455 nucleotides. The record is from the annotation of a GenBank genome assembly. NCBI's taxonomy places the organism in Eukaryota, Dinophyceae, Prorocentrales, Prorocentraceae.